AUGACGCCUAUGAAAGUAGGCUCCACGAGCGACACCCCUCAACGUAUCGUUGUCAAGUCGGUCAACGGACAUGAACCCAUCAAAGUGGAGCCAGCCUCCUCUUCCAGCGCGUCCGCACCCCAGUCCACUCCAUCGCAGCUCACCACACCUCACUCAUCUCCCUCCAAGUCCGUCGCCAACGCCGGCUCACCCAGAUCACCAGGAAGACCUCGACGAGUGGAGCCCGUCGUCGUCUCUUCUCGCGACUUUGGACCCAGCGCUGGAGGCGACACCGAUGACGAGGAAAAGGACGGCGACUCUGAGCCCGCCAAAGCCAUGGCUAUGAAGAGGCUUAGCCGCAAAAGCAAAGCGGAUGCCAUGUCCGCCAUCUCGGGCAAGGAGUCAUCGCCGGUCGAUCCGCACUCCGCAUCCACCGCCAACGGCGUCAACGGUGUUACGAUCCCGGUUCCGGGCAACCCUGCGGCCCACCCUGCACGCAAGAUGCUACAGCACCUCUCGUUCCCACCGCUAGCAUUCGACACAUCGGCCGCAGCGUCGUCCUCUUCAUCACAUCUGAAUCCCGUGGCCGCCGCAGCGCAGCCCGUCAUUCCUUCCAGCACAAGCACACCACGCAAUCCGCCGCCGCGACUUCGACCCAGACUCUUCGAGCUCGAAGAGGCGCCCACCUUCUACCCAUCCCUCGACGAGUUUGCUGAUCCCAUGAAGUAUAUCUCUUGGAUCGCCGACCCGCAAGGUGGCAAUGGUAAGGCGUACGGGAUCGUCAAGAUUGUGCCGCCCGAGGGAUGGAACCCAGAGUGCGUGCUCGACGAGCAGUCGUUCCGCUUCCGCACCCGUGUCCAGCGCCUCAAUUCGCUCAGUGCGGAUGCUCGAGCGUCCCAGAACUACCAGGAGCAGCUGCAAAAGUUCCACGCACAGCAGGGCCGCAAGCGCGUCUCGGUUCCCGUCAUCGAUGGCCGCUCCGUCGACUUGUACCAACUCAAACUCGUCAUCGCGGGUCUGGGCGGCUACGAUGCUGUCUGUCGAAGUCGAAAGUGGUCGGAUGCCACUCGCAAGAUUGGCUACAGCGAGAAGGACAGCGGUCAGCUCUCGACCCAGGUCAAAGCCGCUUACACGCGCAUCAUCUUGCCCUUUGAAGAGUUUCUGGCCAAAGCAAAGGAGCAGUCGCGCGCCAAUGGGUCCUCCGUCAGCCCGAAUCUCGUUCAGAGCGCCACCAUGGGCGGUCCCCUCGAAGGCCAAGAAAAUGGCAUCCACCACGCCUCGAUGUCACCCAGUCUCGAUGCUACCUCGAACGGACAAAGAAGUGGACUGUCCAAGACACCAGAGCCUUUCACCGCCGCUGGCGCUGCCGAGGCACUAGCCAAUGCAACGCCCGUCGUCGAUCCAACCACACAGAGCCCAUCCACCGUUGCGAGCACACGUCGCAGUGCCCGCAAGAGAUCGGAAGCGACGACCACGCCUGCCUCUUCUUCUCGCAUGCCGGUGCAGCUCGCUGCCGGUCCGGCAACGCCACUCGCCGGCAGGCGCGGAAGGAAAGGCGUCAGUCCUUACGUCGAGGCGGAUGCGCACGAUCGCUCCCAUGCGGCUCAGAAUGGGCAGGAAGAGCAGAUGUGCGAAAUCUGCCUUCGCGGCGAGGAUGGUCUCAACAUGCUGCUUUGCGACGACUGCAACCGCGGCUAUCACAUGUACUGCCUUCAACCCGCGCUCACCUCCAUCCCCAAAUCGCAGUGGUUUUGCCCACCCUGUCUGGUGGGCACCGGCCACGACUUUGGCUUCGAUGACGGCGAGACACACAGUCUCUACACUUUCUGGCAACGCGCCGAGGCCUUCAAGCGCGAGUGGUGGUCGAAGCGCCCAGAACGUCUCUGGAAGCCGGAGUCGGACGGCUCGACCGCAUCUGGCAGUGAUGCAGCGACGAACGGUCUGGCACGCCGUGUGCACGGCACGGAUCUCGUCGUGUCGGAAGACGACGUGGAGCGCGAGUUCUGGAGGCUAGUGCACUGCCAAACCGAAGAGGUCGAGGUCGAAUAUGGAGCCGACGUGCAUUCGACGACGCACGGCAGCGCUCUACCGACGCAGGAGACGCAUCCACUCAGCCCCUACUCGCGCGACAAGUGGAACCUCAACAAUCUUCCCAUUGUGCCCGGCUCGCUGCUGCAGUUCAUCAAGUCCGACAUCUCUGGCAUGACCGUCCCUUGGAUCUACGUCGGCAUGAUCUUCUCCACCUUCUGUUGGCACAACGAGGACCACUACACGUACUCGAUCAAUUAUCAGCACUGGGGAGAGACCAAGACGUGGUACGGCAUUCCGGCAGAUGACGCCGAGAAGUUCGAGAACGCCAUGCGCAAGGCAGCACCCGACCUGUUCGAGACGCUUUCCGAUCUGCUCUUCCACCUCACCACCAUGAUGAGCCCCGAGAAGCUCAAGAAGGAAGGCGUCCGUGUCGUCGCCUGCGACCAACGAGCCAACGAGUUCGUCGUCACCUUCCCCAAAGCGUAUCACAGCGGCUUCAAUCAUGGCCUCAACCUCAACGAAGCCGUUAACUUUGCGCUGCCCGACUGGAUCUUUGACGACCUCGAGUCCGUACGCAGAUAUCAGCACUUCCGCAAGCCAGCCGUCUUCUCCCACGAUCAGCUGCUCAUCACGGUCUCACAGCAGAGUCAGACCAUCGAGACGGCCGUGUGGCUCGAGGCUGCCAUGCAAGAGAUGGUCGACCGCGAGUUGGCCCAACGGAACGCCCUUCGCCAGAUCAUUCCGGAUCUUCAGGAAGAAAUCUAUGAGGAGGACGUGCUCGAGAGCCAAUACAUCUGCGCUCACUGCACCCUCUUUUGCUAUCUCGGUCAGCUGACCAGUCCGAAGGCGGACGGCGUUGCUUGUCUGGAUCACGGCUUUGAAGUAUGCAAUGCGGAUGCACCCACCAAAUGGACGCUCAAGCUGCGCUUCUCGGACGAUCAGCUUCGUUCCAUCCUCGCCAAGGUCUGCGAGAAGGCGGCCAUCCCUCGAAACUGGACCCAGCGCCUCAUGAAGACGCUAGCACUCGGUCCCAAUCCUCCCCUCAAGGCGCUUCGUUCGCUGCUGCACGAGGGCGACAAGAUCGCUUUCUCCUUGCAACCGCUCGAAGACCUCAAGACUUUUGUCGCCUGUGCCAACUCGUGGGUCGACCGAGCCAAUGUCUUCUUGGUCCGCAAGGUGCACAAGAGGCGCGGUGAGCCCGCGGCUGCCCCUGCUGGAAGAGGAAGACGAUCCAAAGGCGGCCUUGGCGGCGGUGACGACAGCUUCGCGAGACGGCAGAGCAUGGACGCAACCGCAGAAGACGCUGAUGUCGCUGCGGAUCGAAGUCCCGAGGCUUUGUACUCGCUUCUCGCAGAGCUCGACGGACUCCACUUUGACGCGACGGAGAUUGGCUCCCUUCGGACGCUCGUGCAGGAGCUCGAGGAGUUCAUUGGACGAAGUGACGAGAUCAUGCGACUGCGAGACACGAGCAACGAGGCCAGCCUCAAGGACUGCGAGAGCGUCCUCACGCUCGGCAGCUCUCUCAAUGUCGACGCGCCGCAGAUCAAGGAGCUGUCGGACUACGUCGAGCGCCGCAAGUGGGUGCAGGAGGUCACUGAGGCGCGCGAGACCUACCUCUACUACCACGAAGUGCAGGAGUUGCUCGAACGCGCUGACAGCUGCGGUCUGGGCGAUCACGAGCUGCGCAGGGACCUCGAGCAGAGACGCGAUGCUGGUCAACGCUGGACCGAAAGAGCACGAGAAUGGCUCGAGGGUGUUGUGCCUAUCACGAUCGGCGUACUGGAAGAGCUUUCCGAAUCGUCCGCCGAGAUCCCUGUCGUGCUGGAAGUGGCGCAGAAUGUCACGAAUGCGCUCGCCAAGGCCAAGGACCUCCAAAAGAGCGUCCAGACGCUGCACAAGGGCCUCCAAGCGGGUGGCUCAGGCGGCACCGGAAUCGACGCCGACGGUGAUCUGUCGAUGAUCUCGGUCUCGGAGAACAGCGAAGUGGCUGAGCGAAUGGCUCUCCUUCCUGACGCUCGCCGCGUCCUUCGCGCCGUCAGGUCGCACAACCUGGACCUCGACCACAUCCAAGAGAUCGAGGAAGCUGUACAGGUCUACGAUGCCUGGCGAGCCUCCUUCAACCACAUCAUGCAGGGCAUUGCCCCCGGAUCUCGACGCCUCACCGACACGGAUCGCGAAGAGGAACUUCAGAAGCUGGUGGAGCGAGUCGAGCAUGCCACCGACCCUUCCGACGACCAGCUGAGGACUUCUGCACGCAACUGCAUCUGCAGGAGCUCAGCGCCCAUCGCCGUGCCUUCCUCUUCGGGGGCCGAGUGCACCCGCUGCCAGGUCCGAUACCAUCUCUCGUGCAUCAAAGUGCGGCCCUCGGAGGUCACCCGCGCCGAGAACGGCUGGGCUUGUCCGUUCUGUCCCUGGGACGGCCGCGCUGCCUUCCUCAAGAAUCGCAAGGCCGUCACCGUAUUCGAUCUUUCCAAGCUCGUCUACGACCAACCUCAUCGACGAGACCAGUUCAAGUUCCUGCCGGUGGAGUGGGACGCGAUCGAGGAAGUGGUGGCCAAAGCGAAGCGCUUCGAGACAGCAGCCAAACGCAUGAUCAAGACGCUCUCCAUGAUGCGCCAGGAGCAAAAGCCCAACGUGCUCGCACAUUGGUUGCGUCGCGCCAUCUGCUGCCCCGUCGACGUGCUCGGUCCGGAAAGGGUCAACAUGCUUGAGAUCAUCAGCGAGAAUCUGCUCGCCUUGGCCCCGGAGAUGGCGCAUGUCAGAGCUGCGGCGCCCGUCGAGCGCGCGAACGUACCAUUUCCUUCGCGAGCCGACGACCAGAACGACCUCACAGCGCAGCAGCCGAGCUCGUCUCGCUUCACAGCUCCUGGUGACCGCGAUUCUGGCUCACCAGCUGUGCGCGAGGACCGCAAGCGCAAAGCCAAGAGAGGCAAGCGUGCCAAGCUCGUCUUCCGAGAAGAGAUCGGCAUUGGAGCCUACCGCGAUCGCCAGCCGAUCUACUGUCUCUGCCAUGAGCCGGAGAGCGGUCGUAUGAUUGCCUGCGACAAGUGCAUGCUGUGGUUCCACACGCAUUGCGUGCGUCUGGACGACCCGCCCAACCUCGGCAACGAGCCAUGGAACUGUCCCAUGUGCUGCAUCAAGGCGGAACGUAAGUAUCCUCAGGCCGAAGUCAGGGUCAAAGACAUUGGCGUCACCGACCCGGAGCUCUGGCUUGACAUUCGCGCCACGCUGCGUUCGCUCGAGAAGCCCGUCAGCAAGGUCCAGACGUGGAGCAGUCCGGAAAACAAGCGGAUCGUGCUGCAUCUCGAAAAGUUCACGCCGGCCAUUCAUGCCGAGGAGGUGCAUUCGCAGAUCAGUAAGCGCGCCAAGCUCGACGCUGACACGCCGAGCAAGGCGCGCCCUUCGCUGGGUCGGGCCGACUCGAAUCCUACGCCUGCGAAGGAGAGCGGUGCUCUUCCAUUCGCACCGCCUCCUGUGCCAAGCGAGGCUGCUCGUGGGAUCGUGCCUGCGCCGGCGCCAGCUGGUCCGAGCCAGCCGCCUCCCGCACCUGCUGCUGCCACGGCCGAGACGCCUGCACCAAAGUCCGCGAGGAACGACGAGUCGUUCGCUCCCUACUCGACGCCAAAGUGGGAAGGACAGUCAAGGCACGAUUGGGCCGAUGCGGUGGAAAGACGAAAUGCCGAUGGCAUGGACCAUCUCUACCGUCGCGGCGUCACCGAUGCCAUGCUCCUCCGUUUCUACAUUGGCUGGAACGGCCGCAGCCUCGUUCAUGCUCUGCGAGAUGCGGCGGGCAACAUCGUCGAGGUGCCUCUUGGCGAUGCGAUCCGCUUGCACCCGGACGAUCCCGAGGGCGUGCGCGUGAUUCGCGCUGCCGUGGAUCGACACUUGGGAGGAGGCCCUGCUCGCUCUGCGCCUUAUCACGGCUAUGGUGGCGAGAUGGACGGAGACUACCCGAUUGCGCCCUACAGGGGUGUGGAUGGUCACUAUGGAUCGCAGCGACGCGAGCCUCCGAUCGUGCCUUCCAACGGUCGAUUCGACAUGAGGUCGCCUGGUAUGAUCCCAUCGCAGCGACUCGGCAACGGUCGAGAGUACGACCCUGAGCGCGAGCGCGAUCUGCACGAUGCAGCGUCACCCGCUGUCCGAGCCAAUGCGCCGCGCGAGAUCAUGCCGACGUACGCACGAGUCGACGGUCAGUCUGGAACGAGUCCCUAUCCGGGCGCUGCUGAGCUGAGCCGCCAGCCGUCUUCGCUGGAUCGAGUCCCACCCUACCCACCUGCCGGCCGCAGCACCGCACCACACGCCGAUCUAGACGCUCCACGAGGCCCCCCACCCCCCAUCCCCACCUACUCGUCGGCCAAGCUCGAGCCCACUAACGGCUCAAGCGCGUAUCCGGCGCUAGUCCUCGACCCGGCGAUGAUGGAGGAUGACGCAGCAGGUCAGAUCGAUCCCAGCCUCACCGACGCCCCUCCCCCCGUGCCGGCAGCGGCGGCAUCAACAGAGCCCGCACGCAAGAGCAUCACCCCCUCACCCGCCAUGGAGAGUGGAGCGGAGAAAGAAGGAAAGGAGGAAGCACAGAGCGUACGCGAACAGGCCCGACAGAUGGCCCGUAAGAUGCGGCCCGAUGCCAGCGAGGAGGAGAUCGAGAGGCUCGUGGCCAAUUUUGUUGGCGGCGAGGGCUAA
Molecule: messenger RNA, 6690 nt
Organism: Kalmanozyma brasiliensis GHG001
Lineage: Eukaryota; Fungi; Basidiomycota; Ustilaginomycetes; Ustilaginales
Product: Zinc finger, PHD-finger
Exons: 1
Coding region: 1-6690 (2229 amino acids)
Biological process (GO): chromatin remodeling
Cellular component (GO): nucleus
Molecular function (GO): histone demethylase activity; DNA binding
Source: RefSeq, a predicted model, not a curated record